AUGCAGACCAACCCGUUUCUAUACCUUCUGCAGGUUUCGCUCAGUUUGCUGCUUGUGCCAUCGGGACCGACAGCGAACAUUUCUGCGCUGAAUCUGCUGCCGCCAAUCUUCGGAUCUACAACUGGGAGCCAGAAUGAUAAAGCCCUGCUUGACAUCAGCAUUGCGGUGCCAUCAGGAGCCACGCUAUCAACAUCGGAAACGGAAAGCGGAUCAUCGUCGACGUCAUACUACCAUGUUAUAAAUACAAGCUGCAACAGGCCGUCAACCAGUGGGCGCGGCAGCGGUGCUACUAUGCAGACCAACCCGUUUCUAUACCUUCUGCAGGUUUCGCUCAGUUUGCUGCUUGUGCCAUCGGGACCGACAGCGAACAUUUCUACGCUGGAUCUGCUGCCGCCUAUCUUCAGAUCUACAACUGGGAGCCAGAAUGAUAAAGCCCUGCUUGACAUCAGCAUUGCGGUGCCAUCAGGAGUCACGCUACCAACAUCGGAAACGGAAAGCGGAUCAUCGUCGACGUCAUACUGCCAUGUUAUAAAUACAAGCUGCAACAGGCCGUCAACCAGCGGGCGCGGCAGCGGUGCUACUAUGCAGACCAACCCGUUUCUAUACCUUCUGCAGGUUUCGCUCAGUUUGCUGCUUGUGCCAUCGGGACCGACAGCGAACAUUUCUGCGCUGAAUCUGCUGCCGCCAAUCUUCGGAUCUACAACUGGGAGCCAGAAUGAUAAAGCCCUGCUUGACAUCAGCAUUGCGGUGCCAUCAGGAGCCACGCUAUCAACAUCGGAAACGGAAAGCGGAUCAUCGUCGACGUCAUACUGCCAUGUUAUAAAUACAAGCUGCAACAGGCCGUCAACCAGUGGGCGCGGCAGCGGUGCUACUAUGCAGACCAACCCGUUUCUAUACCUUCUGCAGGUUUCGCUCAGUUUGCUGCUUGUGCCAUCGGGACCGACAGCGAACAUUUCUGCGCUGAAUCUGCUGCCGCCAAUCUUCGGAUCUACAACUGGGAGCCAGAAUGAUAAAGCCCUGCUUGACAUCAGCAUUGCGGUGCCAUCAGGAGCCACGCUAUCAACAUCGGAAACGGAAAGCAGAUCAUCGUCGACGUCAUACUGCCAUGUUAUAAAUACAAGCUGCAACAGGCCGUCAACCAGUGGGCGCGGCAGCGGUGCUACUAUGCAGACCAACCCGUUUCUAUACCUUCUGCAGGUUUCGCUUAGUUUGCUGCUUGUGCCAUCGGGACCGACAGCAAACAUUUCUGCGCUGAAUCUGCUGCCGCCAAUCUUCGGAUUUACAACUGGGAGCCAGAAUGAUAAAGCCCUGCUUGACAUCAGCAUUGCGGUGCCAUCAGGAGCCACGCUAUCAACAUCGGAAACGAAAAGCGGAUCAUCGUCGACGUCAUACUGCCAUGUUAUAAAUACAAGCUGCAACAGGCCGUCAACCAGUGGGCGCGGCAGCGGCGCUACUAUGCAGACCAACCCGUUUCUAUACCUUCUGCAGGUUUCGCUCAGUUUGCUGCUUGUGCCAUCGGGGCCGACAGCGAACAUUUCUGCGCUGAAUCUGCUGCCACCAAUCUUCGGAUCUACAACUGGGAGCCAGAAUGAUAAAGCCCUGCUUGACAUCAGCAUUGCGGUGCCAUCAGGAGUCACGCUAUCAACAUCGGAAACGGAAAGCGGAUCAUCGUCGACGUCAUACUGCCAUGUUAUAAAUACAAGCUGCAACAGGCCGUCAACCAGUGGGCGCGGCAGCGGUGCUACUAUGCAGACCAACCCGUUUCUAUACCUUCUGCAGGUUUCGCUCAGUUUGCUGCUUGUGCCAUCGGGACCGACAGCGAACAUUUCUACGCUGGAUCUGCUGCCACCAAUCUUCGGAUCUACAACUGGGAGCCAGAAUGAUAAAGCCCUGCUUGACAUCAGCAUUGCGGUGCCAUCAGGAGUCACGCUAUCAACAUCGGAAACGGAAAGCGGAUCAUCGUCGACGUCAUACUGCCAUGUUAUAAAUACAAGCUGCAACAGGCCGUCAACCAGUGGGCGCGGCAGCGGUGCUACUAUGCAGACCAACCCGUUUCUAUACCUUCUGCAG
Molecule: messenger RNA, 2070 nt
Organism: Dermacentor andersoni
Lineage: Eukaryota; Metazoa; Arthropoda; Arachnida; Ixodida; Ixodidae
Source: RefSeq, a predicted model, not a curated record